Molecule: messenger RNA, 684 nt
Organism: Lentinula edodes (shiitake mushroom)
Lineage: Eukaryota; Fungi; Basidiomycota; Agaricomycetes; Agaricales; Omphalotaceae
Exons: 4
Coding region: 30-515 (161 amino acids)
Source: RefSeq, a predicted model, not a curated record
GCCCAGAAUUAUCUUGUCCCUCGAUCCCCAUGAUGAAUAUGCGUGAAGACAAAUCGCCGUAUGCAGCAGCUACCCAUGUUCCGCUCAUCAAAUCACCCAGUCUUCGAGUUCCUCCUCGGGUGGAACUUCCUGAAGAUAUACAUCCUCUGCCAGACUCAGUAACACCCUAUUUUGUGUACCCUUUCACACUCGAGCCUCACGUUCUCACUCUGGAAUCCUCUCGACGCUCAACAAUUUCUGCUCAUCAAGCCAGACGCGAUGCUUACCUACGUUCGCGGGAAAAUGAAAAGGAACAGAGGAAACGUGAGGCUUUGCGGAAGAUUGCGCCGGGUUUUGAGCCGAGAGGAUCUGUCCUUAUUCCAACCAGGGCUACUUCUGCUCCACUCUCGAUUACACCAGAUGCUAGCCUGGAUGGUAGUCCAAGUAACGCCGGUGAAGGUCAUAGACAUACCAAGUCCGUGAUGGAGGAUCUGGUUGAUCAGCUAGCCGCGCUUGAUUCGAAUGUGCGAAGGUGAUAAUGGGGAGACCGGGAGAUAUACGGGAAGAACGAAUUUGGGCUUAGUGUACGAGUAAAAUUAUAAAUUAUUUGUCAAUAGGUGAAUAUAUCGGUGCUUCGGUGUGCCCUUCCAUUCUUCAUGAGGAUCUUUUUUUUUUUUCGGGGAGCGAUACCAUCCGGCGCCUUCA